Messenger RNA from Periophthalmus magnuspinnatus, 2941 nucleotides. It is a transcript of the gene csf3r, whose product is annotated as colony stimulating factor 3 receptor (granulocyte). The transcript has 16 exons. Gene Ontology annotation, biological process: immunoglobulin mediated immune response; cytokine-mediated signaling pathway. Lineage: Eukaryota; Metazoa; Chordata; Actinopteri; Gobiiformes; Gobiidae. The record is from RefSeq and is a predicted model, not a curated record. Gene Ontology annotation, cellular component: external side of plasma membrane. Gene Ontology annotation, molecular function: cytokine receptor activity; protein binding. The coding region runs from base 151 to 2658 and encodes 835 amino acids.
GUUGGUUAGCUCACAUCUCUAUUGUGUCUCAGUGCGUGCAGCCUUUCAGCAGCUCCUCUGUGCGACUUGCCAAAAAUACAAAUUUUUUGUGCUGGAAAAGUUGAAGAUGACACUUUCUCCAAGAAACUGAGCUUGAAAUGGUUUAUCAGGAUGAUAUUCACACGGCUGUCUCUGAUUGUCAUGCUGUUGGCGCUGGUGAAUGGCGAGAGGAAUGAGAAUGUUGUGCAGCCCUGUGCCGAGGUAAAGACGUCCAGCUCGGUGGUGGUUCUGGGGUCACCUGUGUCGGCCUCCUGUACCAUCAGCGAGGACUGCCCUGUACCCAUCGCCCCAGCUGUGCCCAUAGACUGGCAGCUGGAUGGACAAACUCUCCCCAGCAGCUCUGUGGGCAAUCAGGGCAGAGGGAUGUCUACUGUGGUUAUACCCAACUUCAACAGCACCAUGGCUUACCUCACAUGCACUGUCCAGACCACACCACCGCAGAUAGUGGGAGGGCUGCAAAUCAGAGCUGGAUAUCUUCCAUCAGUCCCUCAAAACCUGCACUGCCAAACUAAUCUGACCACACCCAGCACCAUGUUGUGUAGUUGGGAUCCAGGAAGAGACAGCCAUUUGCCCACAAAGUACAGCCUACAUACCGAUAUAAGAGAUAAAAAGAAAAAUUAUAGCUACAGCUUACCACCAGGGCGGCACCACUAUACCAUCCCCCGCUCUGACUUCACAUGGUUUUCAAACAUGGAGAUCUAUGUCAAAGCCCAGAAUGAGCUCGGUGAGACCACAUCACUACCAGUGUCUGUGGAGCCCCUCAGCGCAGCCAAGUUUGCCCCUCCUGAGCUUCUGAAUGUCCGCGCACUGUCCAAGAGGUACGGCUGUCUGAGACUCUCUUGGAGACUCUCCCUGCACGAGUCCUGGGUCCAAGAUGUGAUGGAUGUACAGGUGCGACUUACGGCUGCAGACAGUGAGUCAGGGAGAGACCAAAGUAUCCAAAGCUUUGAGAGGCGAGCACGGCCAUCCAGAACCAUAGACCAGUGUGGGCUUUUGCACGGGACUCGAUAUGUGGGCCAGAUGCGGGUGAGAUACCGGCAAAGCCCCUGGAGCGAGUGGAGCAGCAGUCGCAGUGGAGUCACCUUGGAGAGCGCCCCCAGUGGAGGCCUCGACUCCUGGAUGAAGGUGUCGGGGGAUCACACGCACAAACAAGUCAGCGUACAUUUGUUUUGGAAGCCGUCCAAACAAUUUCGUGCCAACGGGCAGAAUGUGUCAUAUGUAGUGUCCCGAGUGAAGCAGCCAGGGGAGAGGGGCCAGCUGUGUGCUACUGUAGAGAGGUACUGCACUUUCCAGGCCCCAGCUAAAGCCAGCAAGGUGUAUCUAAGUGCUGUCAACGCGGCAGGAAGGUCACAAGCCAAGUCCAUACGCAUUUACCACAAUAAAGAUUACACAGCUGUUACAGAUCUGACCGUCACUCCAUAUGACGACACAUCGCUUAUGGUCAAGUGGACGAGUGUCGAUAGAGCCUCUCUUCUUGGAUUUGUGAUAGAAUGGAUACCUUUACUAAGGGCAAACCCGGCCAAUCUACAAUUUCAAUCCACAAACAAAAGUCAUACCAGCUUCAUCAUACCAGGCAGCAUUGAGCCAUACAAGCCCUAUGGGAUCUCCGUGUAUCCCAGGUUUAAGGAUGGGAUCGGCCUGCCUCAGACUGCUAAUGCCUUCUCAAGACAAAAGGCUCCUUCAAAGGUUCCAAAACUCAGAAUUGAAAAGACCGGGCAGUUUGAUGUGCAUCUGAUAUGGGAUGAGAUAUCAUUGGACGAGAGGAAUGGCAUAAUCCAAGGUUACAAAGUGUUUUACCGUGAGCAAAAUGGCCCGGUCAAUGUUGUGCUUGCAAAACCAAAUGAGAGGAGAGUCCUUCUUAAGGACCUCAACCCUAUGUCUGUGUAUGAGGCCCGUUUAUUGGUGUCUACUUAUGGCGGGAGUCGUAACGGGUCAACAAUUCAUUUCAAAACUCAAUCUUUUGAUGUGGUUUUUGUUGUGACUGUUGUCUCAAUCAUUAUGUUAUUGAUUUUGACCUGCAUUAUAACAUUUGUUUAUUAUUCCUCUCAUCAUGCAAGAUUUAAGAAACAUUUCUGUCCUCUUAUCCCUGAUCCAGCUAACAGCAGCAUCAAACAAUGGCCAACAGAAUCUUUAGAGGACAUCCUGCCUGCCUUCAGUAAUAAAGAACCCAGCCUAGUUUAUGUGUCUCAUCUCAGCUUCCUGGAUCUUCCAACAAAGAUCCAGAAAGAGGAGGAUGACUGCUGGUUGAACAGUGCAGAUGAGACCAGUGACCUCGGGGAGUCCAUUUGUGGCUCUCCGUUCAUCCCUGGGUACUGCGGAUCCAACAGUGACUCUGUUCCAUACGCCACGAUCCUCUUCUCCAGUCCGAGCAACAGCCUGGCCCCCAGAGAGAACCAUGCCUACCUGCGCUCCGAGUCCACCCAGCCGCUCCUGGAGACAGAGGAGGCCUUCACCCCAAAGAGCUACCAAAACAUCACAGCUGACAAGACAAAGGAGGAGCAGUGCUUUUUUGGUUCAAGUGACAGUGAAGAGAUAGAUCAAGUGCCAGAGCCAGAUAUCAGCUGGGAUCAAUUUCCUUUCCUGAGAGCACUGGCAAUGAAUGAUGCUGAAAAUGAAUAAAAGUGAUUUGUGUGAAUUUCCUAACUUGUGUUUUGAAGGGAAUGCUAUAGAAGUGAGAUUGAUAAACAAUUGUUGAAUAAAAAUGUAGGCCCACUUUCUGUUGGUUUUGAAUAUGUGUCAUAAAAUUGUUGGUUGAGAGAGCACUCAUCAUAUACAAAAAUAAAAAUACAAAACAUGUUUCAUAUAUUUGUACAUACAACAAUUUUCUGUUAAUUAGUUUGUAGGUGAUUGUUUCUAAUGCAUUCUUUUUUUUUUUUUUGUUGAAAUAAAUAUGCUUUUCUAC